AAGUGGGACCUCCGCCUCUUCAGCCCAGGCUGCGACCCCAACACGACCUCGUUCGACCUCUCGCUCUGGCACCGGCAGGGCGUGGCCGCGACGGACGGGUGCGCCGCGCUGGACGCGGGGCUGAACGCGAGCACCGUGGACACGUUCUCGUGGAAGAGCCCCAGCACGAGCAGCGCGUACGAUCUGUGUCUGUAUGGGGCGGGGUGCGGGACCGACUCCGGGGAUGAUGUCCAGGUGAUCCGGAGCGGGUGGGAGGUGUGCGUGAAGUAUACGGGGUGGAGGGGGUGGGGGGUUGUCGCGCAUGGGGAGGAUUGUUAG
Molecule: messenger RNA, 318 nt
Organism: Aspergillus fijiensis CBS 313.89
Lineage: Eukaryota; Fungi; Ascomycota; Eurotiomycetes; Eurotiales; Aspergillaceae
Exons: 1
Source: RefSeq, a predicted model, not a curated record